ACAUCUGAGAAAGAACGUGUUGUUUGUGAAAGUCCAUCGAUGAUUUAUUCGAAUUUCAGCGCUGCGUUGAUUUAUUUUGAAGGCACAAUAGAUUAACUUCCGGUACUCGUACUUUAUACACACCGGCUUGUUUGAAACCGCUGAAUGGUCCGUUUGGUUUAGUGCGAUGAGCCUACGCAGCCAACAGGGGCUGCUCCUGCAGAGCAGCGGUGUUCGUCGGGAUAUGUAGUACUUAUAGUACGUACAGUCAACCGAAGUUUGUCUACCGACGUCAGCAGGUGGACUCGUUUCCCAUCAGGCUUUGUUUAUUUGCUUAUGUGGAGCACGGAAAUCUCUGUGCCGGCGGUUUCGCUGUCGUAGAAGUCGGGCUGACGACCGCUCUGUGGCAGUCGCUAUGUGUGUAUCUGCUGCCACCUGUCGGAAAAAAACAUGAAUUAACAUAAUUAUUUCAGGUAAAUGUGUCGCAUAAAACCACAUACCAAAUUUCACACAUUUCUUCACGAGGACCACACACGAAAGGGUCCUAUUUACAUAUUUGUCUCUCAGUUUAUGUCCACAACAUGAGACGGAUGUUCUUAAGUUGAUACAAAUAUUUAUAAUAAUUUGCCUGAAUUAGUGCUUAUUUGAAUUCUACUGUAUUUCUCAUGUUUCAAAAUGUGUGCUAGCUUGCCUGACACUUAAUGUUUGUUUUUUUUUACAGCAACAACCACAGGUGCACCUGAGAACAUUAAUAAUGGCUGUUAGGAUUUGAUUGGCAUGUUUCAGUGCACCCUCAGUGUGUAUGCACUUAUGGAACAAAGACAUUAGUGUUAUCAGCUGCACCUGUGCUUUCUUUCCUCCUGUGGCGGGUCAACAUCACUGUGGAAAACAGGCCCGAGGCGGAACAUAUGUCUGAACAAAGGCUGGAGAGAGAGAGAGAGAGACGACGUCAGAGCUGCGGAGGUUGAUGUCAGAAAUGUUGGCAACUGCAGCUACGAACCUUUUGUGUCCUGAGAUGGAGGAUACAAUCUCCUUGUCUCACCUACUGCAGGCUCUGCUAUGACUGUGGAUGACCACCAGACGGUUCCUAUGGUACAUGGAAACACAAGUGGGGGAGCUCUGAUGGAAUUCUUCAGAGCGCCCAGGGCGAAGUACACAAUAGUGGGAGAAGCUAUACGCCAUGUUAUCCCUGGGCAUAUGCAAUGCUCGAUCGGGUGUGGAGGUCAAGCCUGCAAGUAUGACAACCCAAGUUUCUGGAGUGAAGCCCAACAGGCUGUAAAAGGCCUUUACUCAUCCUGGGUUACUGAUCAUCUUCUCGCUAUGUCCAGACCCUCUACAGAAAUCAUUGUGAAGUAUAACAUCAUUGAUCAAUUCAGAAGGAAUGGUAUCAAAACAGUGAUCAACCUACAGAUACCUGGUGAACAUGCCAGCUGUGGAAACCCUCUGGAGCCAGAGAGUGGCUUCUCUUAUCGCCCAGAGGUCUUCAUGGAAAACAACAUUUAUUUCUAUAAUUUUGGAUGGAGUGACUAUGGAGUGGCCAACCUCACCACUGUUCUGGACAUGAUGAAGGUCAUGGCCUUCGCACUGCAGGAGGGAAAGAUAGCCGUCCACUGUCAUGCUGGUCUCGGAAGGACAGGUGUGCUGUUAGCAUGUUUCCUGGCCUAUGCUACCAGGAUGACUGCUAACCAGGCUAUUUUAUAUGUACGAGCCAAGCGCCCCAAUUCCAUCCAGACCAGAGGACAGCUGCGUUGUGUCAGAGAGUUUGUCCAAUUCCUUGCACCUUUGAGGAGUGUGUUUUCCUGUGCUGCACCUCGAUACAACCCAGUCACCCUGUCCCAGUACCUGAACCGCCAGAGACACAUACUGCAUGGCUGUGAGAGGAAGGAGUUGAAGCACCUACCAAAGAUUGUCCAGCUGGUAUCUCGGCUGCUGUUGGACAUUGCAGAGAAUCGACAGGUGAUUGAGGAAGACAUUCUGGAGGCCCCUGAUAUUGAUGACAUCGAGACGUCUCUAAGCAUCAUUGAGCAGAUGGGCCCUGAAGCAUUUGCUAAGGAGCCCCGUUUACCAGGUACACCCACCUUACCCAGACAUUUCAACGAGCCACCUAUCUUCUACCAUCGAAAAAGUCUGAGCUACAGUGAGUCUGACCUGAGGCGUCUGGGCUCACAGCUCAACCUCCUCACACAGCCUCUCACCUCCCUAUCACAUAAUAACAUUAAAAUGACUGCCUCCCCAUCUGAGCCUAAUAACUCAUCUGAGAUCUCACACAGCUCAACAGGCUCACUCUGGCAAGUCAAGGAUGUAGAAAACCAAAAAGGUGGAUCCCUUCUGCUGCAAAAAGUGAAGCAGAAAACCAUCCAACGCAGUGAGUCUGUUGGACACAGUGAAAUUCCAAAAAAGGGGAGCAUGUUGUCCAGGUGGAAGGCAGAGCAGAGGGAAGAGUUAGCAAUGAAUGGGAGGAAGCAUCAAGGUUUCAAAGAGGACCAAUCAAAUAAGUCCGACGUGCCCUUCAUCACACUGCAGUCUGAGUUGUCCCUGGAUGCCCGGAGGUUACUCGUAGCACAGGCCCUGGCCGUGGACCUAUUUCUUGAUGGGGAACAAGAUCACAAGAACAGAGUCUUGGCCUGGCAGGCAGAACUGAACCAAGGCGGUGGCUGGGAGAGGCUGUGCAUGGAGCGGGAUCCGUUCAUCCUCACUGGGCUCAUGUGGGCCUGGCUGGAGCAGCUCAAAGAGCCGGUCAUCUCCACCCAGGAGGCUAAAGCCCUGAACCCCUACAACACCGAUGCACAAACUGUCCUCAACACACUUGACCCGGCCCCUAAACAAACCCUUGAGUGCAUACUUGACUGCAUGGCUCAUAUGCAGGUGAUUCCAGAAGAGGUUGAAGAUGCAUUCUUGAAACGUACCAUCAAGGCUUUCACCUGGAUGGAAAAUAACUCAGAAGAAGAAAGCCAAGUGUAUGAGUCCAUGACUACGGUCCUGCGAUGUGUCCUGGAGGACAUGAGGUUAAUGUACUUUGGAGACAAUGAGACACCUUAGCCUCCUUUUUUAAACAUAUGUACCUCAAUGUGGCCGCAUGAAAGAGAAAACAAAUUGUGCCUUGUAAGAAAAUUAUUUAAUAUAUUAAAAAAAACAAAUCUUUUGAAAAUGUGGGCUGAAUACAAACAUUUAUAGAGUGAAGAUUGUUGUGACUAACACGCCUCAGUGUUUCUAUCCUCAGUAGUGAGUAU
Messenger RNA from Acanthopagrus latus (yellowfin seabream), 3209 nucleotides. RefSeq names its product protein tyrosine phosphatase domain containing 1b (gene ptpdc1b). Gene Ontology annotation, molecular function: protein tyrosine/serine/threonine phosphatase activity. The record is from RefSeq and is a predicted model, not a curated record. Gene Ontology annotation, biological process: protein dephosphorylation; cilium assembly. NCBI's taxonomy places the organism in Eukaryota, Metazoa, Chordata, Actinopteri, Spariformes, Sparidae. The transcript has 12 exons. Bases 1039 to 3018 code for a protein of 659 amino acids.